UAAGUAAUUAAUAAUGUUCGUCAUAUCGGCGCGACUGUCAGGUUCGAUGUAUUUGGCUACCCAAAAAAAACCAACCCGUAACAGAAGCCCAUUUCAACCCCAGCGCCAGUAGCCAUGAUUGUUAAUGGCGUCGCUGUUCACGUUGUUAUUAUUGUCGAACCUUCGCUGGCCAUGCGAAUACAAAGGCCAACACUACAAACAACAACAACAACAAUAACAACAGCGACAGACAACGGAUUAUUAUGGAUUGCCAGUUAUUAUAAUGAGUCAUGUCUGGCCAUAUUGGUAAACAAAGAUGGAAGCGCAGACGACGCCGCAGCAACAGCAGCAGCAGCAACAACAGCAACAACUGCAACAACAGCAGCAGCAGCAGCAACAAGUGCUCAGCAAACAACAGCUGCAAUUGCUGGAUAAAAUCAAAAUUGAGACUAGCAACGGCAACGAUCCACAAGCCAAUACCGUUCUGGAGGAGCAACAGGAGCAGCAAACAACGACAACUGUAGGCAUUCUAGUGCAGACGGGCAGCCAGGCCAGCGAAUCCGAUGAUCAGCAGCAGCAGCAGCAGACACAGCAGACACAAUACGUUGUAGUUCCGCGCACACAGCAGCGACGCAUCCUAACAACAGCGGGUACACUCGAGCUGAACGAGGCGCAUGAGGGCGACCACAGCAACAACAACAGCAGCACCGCCAGCUCGAAUUCGGCACCCGAGACGCAUAUUGAGUAUCAGCGGAGUUCACAUCACUCGCCCCACUAUAUUCAAAUGGCGCCGCGGACUGCGGCCGAGGUCGCCGAUCAGGUGGCACAUCCUAGCACACUCUAUGCGUAUCCCUCGGGCCAGAUCAUAUGCAGUAGCGAUGAUGUGGCGCCCAUUAAAAUGGAGACAAUUGACAAGAGCGAUGUUUCGGGCGAAUCGCAGUUGCAGCAACCCCAACAACUAACACACCAGCAGCAACAACAGCAGCAAUGCCCCACACCCAAUGGUGGACCUUAUGGUGAAACCAUUGUGGUCAGCAGCGAGGGUGUACUGCAGCAUCAUCACCAGCAGCAGCAACAGCAACAGCAACAGCAGCAUCAACAGCAACAUCAUCAGCAGCAACAAGCAGCAGUUGCUGCCGCCGCAGCUGUUGCAGCUACUCACACACACGUGCGUUAUGUAACUGAGGACACGCCCGGCGGCAAUCUGUACUAUGAAACGCCCGUUGUGGAUGCCAGCGUGCAUGCAAAUGAGUCAAAGACCUAUGCGGAUUUGGGCAAUGCCUAUGCAACGUUUACGCCCAACACGACGUUCAGCAGCAACAGUUAUACGACGGCAACAUUGCAGCAGGGGAACACCAUUUACAGUGUGCCUGGGACGACACAGUUCAUAACCAAAUCCGAUCCGAACUUGAAUCCGUUGAGGCAGGCGCCAACGGUUCCAUAUCAAGCGCUAUCGUUUAUAGACAGUGCCAGUGGUGGUGAUCCUGGGCUGUGGACAACGACUGGUGGCGAUUAUCCGAAUGUGUCCUUUACGAACUAUCAAACGCAGGUCAUUGAUGAAUAUCCCACGAGCAACAUGACAGCCGCCCACUGGAACCCCGCUGGCAGCAUUGGCAACUAUGAUCACGGACUGGCAGCGGCCAGCGCAAUAACCUCAACCACCCAUAUGACGGAGCUGAAGUGCGACACCUGUCAGACAUCGUUCAUGCGCAAGGGCAACGAGUGGCCCAACUGCCCCAAUUGCACCAGCUAUGGGCGCAACCAGGCGGGACGGCAUGUGCCACAGCGCCAGAAGCCGAAGGCAGCCGCUGCUCCAAACAAUCGCCGCAAUGGAGUCACCUGCGCCAACUGUUCGACAAACUCGACGACGCUCUGGCGACGCAACAACGAGGGCAAUCCCGUCUGCAAUGCCUGCGGACUUUAUUUCAAGCUGCACAACAUGAAUCGACCCUUGUCCAUGAAAAAGGAGGGCAUUCAGAAACGCAAGCGCAAGCCAAAGAACAAUGGAGCAUCUAUGCCCCAUCGAGUGCUGCCAAGCAUGUCGCAGGGUGUCAAUUUGAUGGUGAACAAUGGCUUAGUGUAUCCAUCACAGGUGACUGUGGGAUUGCCGAAUAGCCAACAGAAUGCGAGUCCCGAGCUGCAUGAUAUGUCUGCAACUGGACCCGCUGGCGGACAGCGUGUGGUGACCAUUCCGCUUAAUCCUGCAGUGCCGACAUCCGAUGGCACAUUGAACAUGUCGCGUCAUCAUGUGACGAGCGAAAGUCACUCGCCUUUCAGCCAGCAGCAGCAGCAGCAGCAGCAACAACAGCAGCAACAACAGCAGCAGCAACAACAACAACAACAGCAGCAGCAGCCUCCGUCACAGAGUCAAUCGCCACAUCUGCCCAACUCGGUCACACUGAACCGUCAGAUUGCACAGUCUGUUCCUCCAAUCGAAAGUGGUCGCAGUUCCAAUAGCGAGCUGACUCCAACUGUUAUAACGCGCACAGGUCUGCCAGAGCGCUCAUCGAAUAACUAAUGUGUACGACUUAAACUAUAGUAAACUUAACCAAAAUGUCAAGAUUGCCAAACUAUUUAUGUAAGAUUAGGUAUGCUACUUACGUUGUAGAGAGACCCAUAUCCCAGUUAGUUAAAGUUGCAAAUGGUGGCUGAGAUUCGUAGAACGAUGAUGUUCUUUCCUUUUAGAUUUCUGAAGUUUGACAUCGGUUUUAUUUGUAAGCAUUUAAUUUAUUUACACUUUCUGUAACUAAUAACUUUUAUCUUUGAGGUAUUGUUUUCUUUUGCAGCAUAAUUACAAAAAUUAUUUUUUAUAUCAAAA
This is a messenger RNA of Drosophila grimshawi, 2797 nucleotides long. RefSeq names its product box A-binding factor (gene GATAe). Lineage: Eukaryota; Metazoa; Arthropoda; Insecta; Diptera; Drosophilidae. Gene Ontology annotation, biological process: cell fate commitment; positive regulation of transcription by RNA polymerase II; negative regulation of transcription by RNA polymerase II. Gene Ontology annotation, molecular function: DNA-binding transcription factor activity, RNA polymerase II-specific; RNA polymerase II cis-regulatory region sequence-specific DNA binding; zinc ion binding. The transcript has 6 exons. The coding region runs from base 296 to 2497 and encodes 733 amino acids. The record is from RefSeq and is a predicted model, not a curated record.